GACAAAGAUCUAAUAAGUUGGUAUGUGUGCUCGCUUUACUUCACUCUAACCCAACCCAAAGCCAAUCCCUUUUUCACUCAUCACUCACUCAAUUUCCUUUCUCUCUAAUCACAAUGCCAAUCAACAGAGACCCAUCAACGCCGCCGCCCAUGAUCGGCAAAAUCGGACCUUACACCGUCUUCAUGACCCCACCUGCCACCCCUAAACCGCCGUCGCCGCUUUUUGAAUCCCCUAAAAAGAUGGUUUCUUCGCCUCCGCCGGUGCUUCCUCCGCCUCAACAGAUCGACAAGUCUCUCUCUUCUCACUCUUUACCAAACGGUUCCGUUUCUGGGUUCUUUAAAAAUGCUGUCACCAGAGUUCAAAAUGCUCAUUCGAGCUUAGAUGAGCAUUUGGCACGGUGGUUUGGGUUGAAUCAGUCCAAGUAUCAGUGGGCGUUGGAUGAUUAUUAUGAGACCAAGGAAUUGGGAAAGGAUGAUCCAAAAGCUAAAGACAUUUCAAGCAAAGUACAAACUGUAUAAUAUGGCUGGGCCGUUUGCAAAACACGCGAGGAUGCAUUUUGUAGUACCCUCGUAUACCAUAUAAGUAAUUUAUAGGAGACAACAGUGAUCUCUCCGGAUGUUUAGAAGGGAAUAUUGUCCGAGUAAUUGGAAAUCCGCCUUUCUGCAAUUUGUAACUUAAUGCAGCAGUUAACCAUGUUUGGUUGUGUAUUAGCUAGGCUAAGUUAUGUAGUCUCUUUACGAGUCAAAAUGUUUUUGCACCGGUUUUUCGGUUUGCGUAGUCGAUGAAACUGCUGUCUCAGUAGAGUGCUCCAAGUUGUGGAGAUGUAAUUCUUGCUGUACUAAACUAAAGCAUUGACUUUACUUCAGAGUGAUGCUGCAGAAGUUAAACCAUUUUAGCCAA
Mercurialis annua (annual mercury) is the source of this 900-nucleotide messenger RNA. RefSeq lists its product as uncharacterized. The coding region runs from base 114 to 518 and encodes 134 amino acids. The record is from RefSeq and is a predicted model, not a curated record. Lineage: Eukaryota; Viridiplantae; Streptophyta; Magnoliopsida; Malpighiales; Euphorbiaceae. The transcript is spliced from 4 exons.